AACAGUCUCCCGCUUCAGUUAUCACCAGCUGUGAGGAAAUGCCAAAAGAUUAUGUGAAUGAAUAUGAGCCUCUGCUCAUUAAAGGAGUCAAAGACCCUACCAGCUCAAAGUUUCCAAGCAAACUACUUCUCCUGGCCAUGUUUGCCACAUGUAUAGGAGGGACCUUUCAGUGUGGAUAUAACAUAUCUGUCAUCAAUGCACCCACAAAGUACGUGCAAGAUUUCAUCAACGUUACCUGGACAGAGCGUUACCAAAGCCACAUAUCAGAGAACGGUCUCACUCUGCUUUGGUCCACCAUAGUGUCCAUUUUCACUUUAGGAGGAUUUACAGGCGUUCUGAUCGGCAGUACUUUAUCUGUGAAGCUGGGAAGGAGAGGAACACUGCUGACCAAUAACUCGUUCUCAUUGAUGGCUGCUCUGCUGAUGGGCCUGAGCUCCACUGCUGGAUCGUUUGAGCUGCUCAUCAUUGGACGUCUUCUUUGUGGGAUAAAUGCAGGAGUGGCUCUGUGUGUUGAACCUAUGUUCUUGGGGGAAAUCGCUCCGACUGCUUUACGAGGCGCCAUGGGGAUGGGAACCUCCAUUUUUCUCACUGUUGGGAUCUUUUCCGGACAAGUCAUGGGCCUGAAAGAGAUUCUGGGCAGAGAGGAGGACUGGGCCCUCCUGCUCUCCACCACGUGCAUCCCAGCUUUUCUGCAGCUCCUGUUCCUGCCCUGGUUCCCAGAGAGCCCGCGAUACCUGCUGAUUGAUAAAGGGGACGAAGAGGGAUGUAAAAAAGCUCUGAUUCAGCUGCACGGUGUGGCGGACUCUGUUGGUGCACUGCAGGACAUCCAGAGAGAGAAGGAUAAUUUAGUUGGUUUCAAAGCCAAGAAACCCUGGGAGCUUUUCGCUGAUCACAGCGUACGCUGGCAGCUCCUCACCGUCAUGCUGCUCAACGCCGCACAGCAGCUGAACGGCGUCAAUGCUAUGUACUUUUACACACAUUACGUGUUCCAACAGUCUGGUAUUCCCGCUGAUAAAAUACCGUAUGCAACCAUUGGAACAGGUGCCUGUGAAUGCAUCACAGCUUUAACAUGUGGUCUGCUCGUCGAACGUCUGGGAAGAAAAGUGCUCAUCUCAGGAGGAUACAUCCUAAUGAGYGUCUGCUGCGUUUUAUUCACCCUGACGCUCGCCCUUCAGGAUAUCAGUCCAGUUUUCCCCUACCUGAGCGUUGUCUGUGUUUUUGCUUUUGUCUUGAGCUUUGGCUUGGGACCAGGUGGUGUGACCAACAUCUUGACCACGGAGCUCUUCACCCAGACUUCUCGCCCUGCUGCCUUCAUGAUCGCAGGAUCAAUCAACUGGCUCAGCUUCUUCUUCAUCGGCUUGGUCUUCCCUUUCAUCAUGAUCGGCCUUCAGCACUACAGUUUCCUGGUCUUCUUUGUGGUCUGCUCCUCGGUGGCUGUAUACAUUAUCCUCGCUGUUCCUGAAACCAAGAAUAAAAGCUUUGUGGAAAUCCAGCACGAGUUCCAGUCAUCCCGCAAGAAAAAGGGCGUCAGUACUGAUGAAGCAGAAACACUCAUWAUAUCCACUAGUUUGUAAAAUACAUCAGACUGAAGUGUGGGGCUCUGGCAAAAAGAUGAGCAAAAGUAUCUUAUAGUUCACACAAAACAUACAGUAGCACCUCAACAUUAUCACAAAGUGUACUAUGUUGUAAAUGUGUAAAUCUUCAGUUAUUUAAGAUAAUUUAUUAGUUUUUUUGGUUCAUCUCCAAACAUGAGCUCAAGUAAUUUACAUCUAAUAUGUUGUAUCAAAAGAUGGUUUGUGCAGCUUUUUAUGGUGCUCUAUUUAGAUCUAAUAAAGAUCAACACGUGAA
Molecule: messenger RNA, 1848 nt
Organism: Austrofundulus limnaeus
Lineage: Eukaryota; Metazoa; Chordata; Actinopteri; Cyprinodontiformes; Rivulidae
Product: solute carrier family 2, facilitated glucose transporter member 11
Exons: 12
Coding region: 39-1574 (511 amino acids)
Biological process (GO): dehydroascorbic acid transport
Cellular component (GO): plasma membrane
Molecular function (GO): D-glucose transmembrane transporter activity
Source: RefSeq, a predicted model, not a curated record